AUGUCACAGAAGUUGAGCACGAGGGAGCAAAAUCUCUUCCGUCAGGUCGUCCGCAAUUAUGAGGAGAAGCAAUACAAGCGUGGCCUCAAGGCCGCCGAACAGAUCCUCAAGAAGAACCCUAAGCACGGCGACACAAUGGCCAUGAAGGCCCUCAUCCUGAACGCUCAGGGCAAGACCGACGAGGCGUUUGCACUGGGCAAGGAGGCGCUGACCGUUGACAUGAAGUCGCACAUCUGCUGGCACGUCUAUGGACUGCUGUACCGGACCAACAAGAACUUCGAGGAGGCUAUCAAGGCCUACCGGUUCGCCCUCAAGCUCGAGCCCGACUCCAGCCAGAUCCAGCGAGACCUCGCCAUCCUGCAGAUCCAGAUGCGCGACUACCACGGCUACGUCCAGAGCAGGCUUUCCAUGCUGCAGCAGCGUCCCCAGCUGCGGCAGAGCUGGACCGGCCUGGCCAUCGCCCACCAUCUGGCUGGCAAUCUUACCGAGGCCGAAAACAUACUGAAGACGUUCGAGGAGACGCUCAAAACACCCCCGCCCAAGACAGACCUCGAGCAUGCAGAGGCCAUCAUGUACCGGAACAUGAUCAUUGCCGAGACUGGCGACAUUCAAAGGGCCUUGGACCAUCUUGAAUCGGCCUGCAAGCAGAACCUGGACCGCUUGUCCUUUAUGGAAGCACGAGCCAGGUAUCUGGCCCAGCUGGGGAGGAAGGAUGAAGCGGCCCGGGCCUACCGCGCACUCCUUGACCGGAACCCCGAUCACCCUGAGUAUUAUGACUCCCUCAUUGCAGUUCUCGACUUGGCAGAGGGUGAUCUUGCUGCUCGCAAAGCAAUAUAUGACGAAUAUGUCGCCAAAUCGCCUCGUUCAGACGCCGCGAAACGGCUCCCCCUGGACUUCUUGACCGGCGAUGACUUCAGGGAAGCAGCCAAGAAGUAUUUGACUGCGGUUCUAGACAAGGGUGUGCCCUCCACCUUUGCCAACUUGAAGCACCUUUAUAGUGAUGAUUACAAGAGAACAACCCUGCCCGCCCUGGUGCAGGAGUACCUGGAGAGGGUAGGCGGGGAGCAAGCUAAUGGGGACAGCUCCAAGGGCAAAGGGGCGGCCCUCUACUUUUUGGCUCAGCAUUACAACUACUCCAAGAGCCGCGACCUUGCCAGAGCUAUGGAAUACGUGGACAAGGCCAUUGAGCUGGAUCCCAAGAAUGUUGACUUUGCCAUGACCAAGGCGCGCAUAUGGAAGCACCAUGGGAACCUGCACAGGGCAUCAGAGGCUAUGGAUCAAGCCCGAGCACUUGAUACCAGGGAUAGAUACAUCAACACCAAGGCUGCCAAGUACCAGUUACGAAACAAUGAGUGCGACAAGGCACUUAAGACAAUGGGCAUGUUCACCAAGGCCGAUACGCCCGGCGGCCCACUGGCAGACCUUCUGGAUAUGCAGAGCGUUUGGUUCCUGACCGAGGACGGCGAGGCCCACGCGCGACUUGGCAACAUGGGACUAGCCCUGAAGCGGUUCCACUCGGGCAUGAUCCGGGCCUACGUCGAUAUGGUGCGGUGGGAGGACCACCUGCGGGACCACCCGAUGUACACGCGCGUGGCGAUCGAUGCGGCACGCGUCUACCUGCGGCUACACGAGGAGCAGAAUGCAGUGGAGGCCAACGGGGUCAAUGGCUCGGCGGGCGCACACGGCGACGACGCCCUAGAGAAAAAGAAGGCGGCAAAGAAGGCAAAGAAGGAAUCUCAGCGUCUGGAGCGUAAGGCGGCGGACAGGGCAGCCAAGCAGAACCCUAACCAGGGCCAAAAAGGCAAGCAGGACGCCGAAGCGCUGAAGAAGAAGGACGACGACCCACUCGGGCAGAAAUUGGCGGGCACGAUGGAUCCGCUGGGAGAAGCCAUGAAGUUUGUGAACCCGAUGUUGGCGUGUAGCCCGAAGAGCAUUGAGGCGCAGGCGAUAGCUUUUGAGGUGCUGAUUCUCAGGAAAAAAUACAUACUAGCCCUUGGGUGUCUGAAGGCCGUGCUAGCGUUGGACGGGGAGAACGCCAAGGCCCACGAGCAAGCGGUGCGACUGAGGCAGGCGCUGGACAAGGAGGGCGGUACGCUGUCACCCAAGGUGGCCAAGGUCGUCAAGGCCGAGUUUACUGAAAUCCCGACGUCUACGGAUCUGGCCAAGCACAACGAGGAUUUCCGACAGAGGCACAAGAGCAGCGCGCAGCACGUCCUGGCGAGCAUACGCGUGCAGGAGAGGCUGGGCGAGGACCGAGGCAAGCUUGGCAAGCAAGUCGCGGGCUUGCUGCAGCUGGAGGGAGUGGAGCUGAGAGACGCCAGCGAUGCGCAAGAAGUGCUGAAGAACUGGAAGAGCGGAGAGCUAGAGGGGUUCAAGAAGGCGGCAGCGGAGAAGUGGCCUGAGUCGUCGUUGUUCCUAUAA
Molecule: messenger RNA, 2421 nt
Organism: Diaporthe citri
Lineage: Eukaryota; Fungi; Ascomycota; Sordariomycetes; Diaporthales; Diaporthaceae
Exons: 4
Coding region: 1-2421 (806 amino acids)
Biological process (GO): N-terminal peptidyl-methionine acetylation
Cellular component (GO): cytoplasm; NatA complex
Molecular function (GO): protein binding; protein-N-terminal amino-acid acetyltransferase activity
Source: RefSeq, a predicted model, not a curated record